This is a messenger RNA of Rhipicephalus sanguineus (brown dog tick), 5786 nucleotides long. Its product is annotated as homeobox protein prospero. Gene Ontology annotation, molecular function: DNA-binding transcription factor activity, RNA polymerase II-specific; RNA polymerase II cis-regulatory region sequence-specific DNA binding. Gene Ontology annotation, biological process: regulation of transcription by RNA polymerase II. The record is from RefSeq and is a predicted model, not a curated record. Gene Ontology annotation, cellular component: nucleus. NCBI's taxonomy places the organism in Eukaryota, Metazoa, Arthropoda, Arachnida, Ixodida, Ixodidae. Bases 284 to 2794 code for a protein of 836 amino acids. The transcript has 4 exons.
GCCGCAGCCGGGCCCAUUGUGGCGUAGCGCGCGCGCGCGCUCCUCUCCCUAGCGGCGGCGUUCCUUUGUGGCGUUCCUUGGCGUCGCCAGCUGUCCCCUCACUCUCGCCCUUCUCUCGGCGUGCGCAGGUUCGGCCAAGUGUGACACACGAAUGCCGCGCUGCCGUCGGCGCUGCUGCUGCUGCUGCUGCUCGGCGUAGCUGCUGCUCCUGAGGCGGCGGCCCUCCUCUUCCUCCCCUCUCCAGCGCUCCGCCGGUCCAAUCGGAAGCCUUCGUCUUGGCGUGAUGUCAUCGGAGGAAGACUCGCCCGCCGAGGGCCAACUCAGUUUCGCACGCGCCGCGAAGGCCAAGAGGAACACGUCGCGGCUCCCGCGCGUCGACGCCGGAGAAGCGAGAGUCGCCGUGGCACCCCCUUCGAACGGAACCUCGUCGCUCGACUUGCGCUCGCCUCCGCUGCGCAAUGGCUUCAUGAGCGGAGACGAGCACCUGGAGCCGCACCAGGCUGAGCGCGGCAGCGCGCACCUCCUCCGCGACAUCCUACAGGGAGGCCGCGGAGUCGAGGAGGAAGACGACGAAGACGCUGCGUCGGCCGACGAAGAGGAAGACGAGGAGCGUGACGAAGACGACGACGAAGAGAUGGCGGCCGCCGCCGCUGCGGAUGGUGCGGGCAGCGCGCGGGGCGCCUCGGACGACGAGACGGACGCGAAGAAAGCGCGCGUCGAGAGCAUCGUGUCCAACAUGCGCCGCGGAGGCAGCAACGGAGAGGCUCCGGCCAGCGCCCCGGCGCCGGCGGUCAACGGGUGCAAGAAGCGCAAGCUGUACCAACCCCAGCAGGCACUGUCCGGUGCGGCGGACGACGAACUGCGGCUUCGCAGCCGCGCCGGGGCGGCCGACCGCGACUCGUUCCGCCAGGAACUCCUCAGGCUCAAGACGGAGGUGGCCACCAUGCAGCAGCGGUACGACGAGAUGAGGAGCGAGGAUGAAGACGACGAGAUGGAAGAGGACGGCGCCGCGUCCGACGACUCGACCGCCGCUGGCGGUCGGCUGAGUAACAACAACAACAACGACGACGACUGCCGGGAACUGACGACGCCCCCUUCGGAGCUGUCGACGGACGCGCCGCGCUCCUCUCCGCUGCGGGACGUCAAGCCUCCCUUGCGCGGCGGUGGCGACUCUACAAUGGUUAGCCCUCCGGGCACACCGCCGGACGACUUCCGUCACACCCGGCUCUCCGACGCCCCCCGGCAGACGUGCAUAGUGAGACCUCCGCCCAUGGUGUUUCCUCAGGACAUGGAGCGGUUGGUGACGACCAUAAAGACCGAGAUGGCGUACGUCAUACCGCGAGUGAUCGACAACGUGUUCUAUCGUUACGCGCGCAGCCAAGCACCCGACGGCCUGGCAGCCGCAGCGACGGCGGCCGCGGCGGCAGCCGCAGCCGCUGUCCAACAGCACCCUCCCCCGGCACCGACGACGGUUGCGCGGAGGCUGGACGGCGCGCCGCCGUGUCGGGACGACCAGCGCAGCAUGCUGACGCAGAUGCUGGACCGCAAGUCACCGCGGACCAAGGUCCUGGACCGGAACCGACUGAACGGCCACAGGGGUUCUCCCGGCGGUCCCACGGAGCGUUCCUUCUACCCGGGCUCAUCGUCGACGCCCCUGAAGAGUAGGCACACGCCUCCGUUCUCGUCUUCGUCGGAGCCGGUGAUUCCCGAGCAGACCGAGGCCAUGUCGCUGGUGGUGCCGACCAAGAAGAAGAGGCACAAGGUCACGGACACGCGGCUGGUGGGUCGCGAGCCCGGCAGCCCCUCGUCCAAGGAGUCGCCGGGCGGCGGCGGCGGCGCGGGCUUCCCGCCGCCGCCUCUGGUCCCUGUGUCUCUGAACACGUCGGUGGCCAUCCCGAACCCGAGCCUGCACCACGCGGCGGCCGACGUCUUCUUCCACCACGUGGACCAGCCUCGGCUGUACGAGGAGCAGCCGCUGCCCCUGAUGCUGGCCGCCGCCGCCCACUCGCCCGCAGAGGCGCCCCCACACCGGUACCCGUCGCUUGCGGGGCCCAGGGCCCCGCCUCCGCCGCCACAGGACAACGACUCGGAUAACAGCCAGGAGUACGACUCCAGCAUGGCCAUGAUGUCGUUCCUCAAGUACUUCAACGGAGCCGGUGGCCCUUCGUCCCACGCUCCGGCCGCGGCCGGUCUUCCGGGAGGCCCGGGCAGCCAGAGCGGCAACCACGGGAGCAGCAGGGGCGACAACGCCUCGGUGGCCUCGGACUCUCCGGGCUUCAAGUCUCUCGGGGGCGUCGGCAGCGGCGGCGGCUACACCACCACCCUGACGCCCAUGCAUCUGCGCAAGGCCAAGCUCAUGUUCUUCUACGUGCGGUACCCGAGCUCGGCCAUCCUCAAGAUGUACUUCCCGGACAUCAACUUCAACAAGAACAACACCGCGCAGCUCGUCAAGUGGUUCUCCAACUUUCGGGAGUUCUACUACAUCCAGAUGGAGAAGUACGCCCGUCAGUCUGUCAGUGAAGGCAUCAAGAACGUUGAGGAGUUGAAAGUGAGCGCUGACUCGGAACUCCUCAGGGUCCUCAACCUUCACUAUAACAGGAACAACCACAUCGAGGUGCCCGAAAACUUCCGGUACGUGGUGGAGCAGACGCUGCGCGAGUUCUUCCGCGCCAUCGUAGCCGGCAAGGACCAGGAGCAGUCGUGGAAGAAGGCCAUCUACAAGGUUAUCGCCCGGCUGGACGACAACGUGCCCGAGUACUUCAAGUCGCCCAACUUUCUCGAGCAGCUAGAGUGACGCCGGGCCCCGCCUCCAGCCCUGGACCUGCUGGCAGCCGCAGCCGCCAUGAGACCGCAACCGCCGGCGCCAUCUUGCUGGUGGCGCCUGGCCGCGCCGCCAGCGCCGCCUCUGCCCCCGACGGCGGCGGCGGCAGCGGCAGCCGCAGCAGCAGCGACGGCAGCAGCGUCCUGGGGCCGAGUCUGGUGCCUCUGAGCCGCAAAUUGCAGGAUGGCCAUUCACUUCCACGAGAACGAAACCGCGGACCGCGGCGGAGGGAAACGGCGAAGACACCUCGCGAGGCGACGACUCCGACGCAACGCGAGAAAAGGCAGGAGUAUCCCUCCGCGCGCGCAUGCUCCGAUGGGCCGCAGCGUUUACGAUGAGGUAAAACAAAGAAAAAAAGCGCCCUCCACAGCUCCACCGCACGAGCAACUUCCUCCUUCGACGCACAGUUGAACGGACGAUGCCUCUCCACAACACAACCUGUGACAAGGGACCUUAGCAGGCCUCUGCUCCAGCGCCUAUCUCCUGGAGUACUUGGCUCAUACCCACCCAACCAGGAGGUAUAGUGUCCGGUCCUGGAGCUCGCGUAUUCGCACAAAGCAACGCUGCCUAGAAGAAGACGUCUUCCCUUAGCACCAACCACAGCCGCUACCAAGGGCGAACAAGCCACCUUCUGCAGCAGGGGUGUCUUGCAUCGCCGGAUGACCAGUCCAGGACUGCUCCCAGUGGAGACGCCGUGCCACCGUAUUGCCGAAGACGUCUUUCGAUUGCGUCAGCGAGUGAGCUUUAACUAAAGCUUCUUUCGUCAUGCAUUGACGUUAGACGUGAGCUUCUGCAGACAACGUGAAGAUCGCUGUGCUGUGGUUUUCAUCUUCUUGCGGAGUAUCUAGAAGAACUGUCCACGGAACUGUACAUGCAAGCUCCGCCAUCUCACUGGUGAUCUUAUACAGCAAAGGGAGGAAGGAAGUGCUUCGAUCGCAGUCCCGGAAGUGACGUCACACGCACGCGAGCUGGCCGCGGGCUGGACAGAAUGCUGUGCACGUGAUAUGACUCGGCAAAUUCGCGAGCCUCGCUUCAACGAGUGAUGACGUCAGGGGAAGAAUCUUUGUUUCGCGCCUAGUCUAACCGGCAUUCCAAAGGAUCUCGCCGGCUGUUUCUCCGUUGUCCCUCAACAAAACAAAACAAAAACUGGAUGACUUACGAUCGACAUUGCAUGUGUGUGCGUGCGCACGUGACGUGACGUGGUACAGCACCUGACUGUGCUUGCGUUGCCGUCGCGUCACUCGAGCAGACGACAGGCAGACGGAGGACAGCAUGCCGUUCUGGAACUGAUGUACUGCUGCCGCAGCACAUGCAAUGAUGAGUGUUUGGUCUCGGUGAUUUCAAGAGGUAGGAUCUGCAAAGCAUAUCUCAUUGUGACUAUACAUAUAUAUAGUGUUGACUAACGGUCGUAACCGUGCCCUUCCGAGAAUCUUGUACAUAGUGCAUCAUACUAUAUUAUAGAGAGCGUGUGUAAAGGUAUCGCAAAGCGACAUUUUGCUUUUUUUUGUUUUCGCCCUCAGAGUGUAAGAUGUUCGUAUACAAUGUCACACUGGAUAUGGUAUAUAUAAUAUAAAGAAGCACUCCACCAAAGACUAGCAUACACACACAUACCUGCGAUGUUUUUUUUUUCUUUUUCCUACUUAUCUUUUCAUGUCAGGGGAGAACUUUAGGUGCAAGCUCAUUCCUGAGAAACAGCAAACAAAACUUAACCGGUAUGCUGAAACGUGGUCGGGACGAAGUGGGUGUGGCACCAGUUUUUGCGCAGUCCUGUAUACACACAUCGCCAUUUAAAACGCGAUAUUUUUUUUUUAAUCUUUAAGUCAAUGCAACAACGCGUAAACACGCGGCAGUCAAAACACUGCCAGCAGACCUUAGAUUUCCUAUCGUGAUUUAUAUCUUAUCUCUUACUUUCUUUUACACGAUGCAGAGAGAUCAAAACGCACAUAUACAUAGACGCAAUUCAUCUUGCUGUACAAAACAACACUGUGGACAACACGUUUCGAAGUACGUGUGCCCGAAUUUUUCGCUUUUUGUCUGUCUCUUUCCAAAAUCUUUUGUAGAGAGUGGUGCAUUUGUGUCGGUGUAUUUGUGGUGUGUUCGAACGUUUGGGAUCACGUGUGACUGUGACUGUUCUCUUUAUCACACUUUUAUUUUUUAUUUUUUUGGUGGCGUGCCACUGUUCUGUCCCGGUUAUGUGCCGUAUACAGGCCCUCGAUGUGCGUCCAGCUGUCUCAAGGAUGCUGUAGGACGGCAGUUGUAUUUUAUCUCUCUCCUUCUCGCUUACUUCAUUAGUAUUUUUGAUAUAUUACUCCUUCCUUUAGGAUAGGAUGAGUGCGUGAAGUCCUAGUCGGCAGGGCGCGCUAAGGACUGCGCGCUUGCAGCGCCCUCCGUAGGUGUGACCCGCUGUGUAAUUUGUCUGUCGAGUCAACUUUACUUUUUCUUCCUCCUCAUAUUCCAUCUCUUAUCAGUCUUUCGGAUUGGCUGUAUUGGAAUCCUCCCUACACGCAUGUCUAGUCUGGUUGAUUGGUUAAUUAACGUCUAGUAGUAACUGUAACACAAAGAUUCGUUUCCGGCCUUUGAAAUGUAAUGUACACGCCAUAAACAGGAAUCUACAUAUUGCUAUCCGCAGUCAUUGAUCCUUAGUUACGCAGACUGCUGGACGGAAACGAUAAUUCAGAUUUCCAUUUGCUUGCCUCAUGAGAAGUAGUCUCCAAUUCCUCCGUAUCGUAGAGACAGCUGCAUUGGCAUUGUACCUCAGCAGCGAUUUCGUAAAUUCGCACCAUUUUCUUGUAGUCUUCUUUCCCUCACUUCCCAAAGGUGGUGAUCGCAAAGCUCGUAAUAAUCUGGAGGGGACACUAAAUGGAAGUGACUCAGAAACCAGGCUAAGCUGGCUUGUAUACGCCCAUAUGCAUUUCGGAGCUCUCAUUUCACUUGUGACGUCCCAGAGAGCUGUUUCGUAAAAUUG